This is a messenger RNA of Planococcus citri (citrus mealybug), 1196 nucleotides long. RefSeq lists its product as uncharacterized. Lineage: Eukaryota; Metazoa; Arthropoda; Insecta; Hemiptera; Pseudococcidae. The record is from RefSeq and is a predicted model, not a curated record. The transcript is spliced from 2 exons. The coding region runs from base 112 to 1059 and encodes 315 amino acids.
AAAAGUUAUAAACAAUUUCAUUCAUUCAUUCAUUCAUUCAUUCAAGUACCUAUUGUUUAUUGUUAGUAAUAUUUCCGCGAUACCCAACGAAUUUUACAAUUUCAUUCAAAAAUGAGAAUUUUAUGGCACGAGUUGAAGAAAAUCACGAGACAGUCGCUCGGAACAGAAAAUAUCUUCGGUUACAGAAGUACAGUGGCGAACCAGCUCUACUUACUAUAUUGUUUUUGCGGUAAAAUCUAUUUCACAGAUAAGGUUGAUAAAAGAGUGAAAUAUCUUUGGUACAGUUUGGUUUCCAGUCAACUUAUAUUUUCGUGCGUACUUGGUUGGUCAUAUUUGUGGUACGAUGAUAAAAACGAUCUCGUGCUCAUGCUGAAUAUGUCUAUGUCCAUUGGUUGCAUUCAUACAACAACGUUGGGAUUUCCUUUCAUUUUGUAUUUGUUCAGCGAUCGUAUCGAAGCAAUGAUCGACUUUGUCGAUGGUCUCAUGAACGUCAAAUUUCAAAAUACCGUUCUCAAAGAUGUGAAGAAAUAUUUCUCGUUUUUUUUCACAUCCCUCUUCGUAUGUGUUUUGGUGUUCUUGUUGGCCAGUUUUCUCGAUGUGAUAUUAUUCUUUGAGGAGGAUAAAGUGAGCAUUUACGCUUACUACGCAUAUCCUCCUCCGAUGGUUCAAAAGUACAGCAGCUUUGGGUCGUUCAUGAUGGCGACUGGUGUCACUGGCAUUUUAUUUGUCGUUAUAACACUCGAAGUCUGGCUGGUUUUCGCUUUGAUGUUGUACUGGAGCAUCAUAUGCUGUAGCCAGUUGACCAGUGUGAAAGACGGAUUGCAUGCCAGAACUUGUGAUUUAAAUCAGUACAGUGACACCGAAAUUGCACUCUCACAGGAAUGGAGAGGAAUCUUCGAAUGUACGUUGAAACGGUCCAUCAGAGAAUUUCAAAUGGCUACUCGCUUGAUUAAUUACAUGAGAGGGUACGUCGAAUCAAUCUGUACCAUACUUUUCAUCGCUCUUUUUUGUUAUGGUGUAGCUCUACUGUAUGCCUGCCUGUCGGUAAGUACUACUUAAUUGCUUACAUUUUGAAAGCACUUAUAUGUAGUAGGUAAUGUAUGAUUUUCUGGAACUUGGAGAAUCAUCGAUCAUUAAAACACUAUUUUUCAUUAGAAAUUAUUUACAUAGGUAUAAUUAUGGCCAAAAAGGGUAAA